AAGUGCUACAAAAAAUUGAGAAAAUGUUUGGGGCACACAAGUCUCAAGCCGGGAUUUAUAAGCACAUACCGUAGAUUGGUGGUGCAGUGCGUCCGCUAGCCAUGUAGUCAGCGAACAAAGUGUCGCAGUGUACAUACAUACUUACAUACAACCUGUAGUUUGGGUCUGGUUAUCAUAACAAGGCCUCAGAGAUAGUGGAUAGUGAAUAGAUUGCCGCAAGAUGAAGAUCUUUCGGUUCCGUUUGGUCAAAGUGCUGCUCCUGGCCUUCCUUAUCGUCAAUCUGGUGUUCUUCUACUACACCUGGAACACGCUGCUCUGGCGUCGAAUUAGCAAGGCACUGGCCAGCAGUAGCAGCGAACCCAAGGCCGGACCGCAGGUGGGCAAGCUAUCGGCCAAGGACAAGGCGCGCAAUGCCAACAAACACAUCCGGAAGUCCAUUACGAUUGUGUUCUACGGUCACUAUAACUUUGAGCACGAUCUGAAGGCGACAAUAGACAGCAUAUUGGAUGUGAUACCGAACAUGCCGAUUCUGGUGCUGCAGGAGGGUGCUGCGGAAUACGCCUACCCGCCGAUUAAAUACGAACGUAAUUUAACCAGCGGAGAGGAGCAUACAGUGCGCUUUAUGAGUCUCGCUUUCGAUGUGCAAAAGACACAUGACCAGUUGGAUCCACUCCGUGAGAUACAUACAAAGUACGUGCUCUUCAUGCCCGAUAGCGUGCGGCUGAGCAGCAAGAAUCUGUUGCAGAAAAUCUUGCGGGAAAUUAACACGGUUGGGGGCAACAUUGGCAAGUCGUCCCAGCAACACCGUGUGACCAUCGCACCGGAGCAGACGGUGCGACGCCUGCUCAUCGUACCAUUUGUUGGUAAUCUAAAGUCCUUCAGCGGCUGCACGCAAAUCAAAAUGGAUCUGCCCCACUGGACGAUGGAGUACGUGGCCACCAAUAAUAGUGCACAUUGUGACUUGUUUGUGCAAAAGCACGCCAUAUUAUUGGACGUGGAGGUGCUCCGAUCCAUGCCGGAACCAUUCACGCUGCCCUUCCCCGAGAUGCUAUACAUUCAGGCGAAAAUUGCAAACCUGGCGACGACCGUAUUUCCCCAAUACUUCCAGGAAGGUCGUCGACUAUUCUCUUCAUUUCAUACCAAGCAGCGACGUAUGGAGCUGCGGCGUCGACAGUUCAGAGACAUGUACAGGAAGCUACAGAUCAAGCGAAUUGUGCGCCGCACCCACAAAGUGAACACCAAGGCCAGCACAAACAGCAACAAUGCCAACUGGCAGCCCCAUAGUCUGGUACUGGACUCACAGUUCUCCUCGUCGAAUUUCUCGCUGCCACAAGUCACGGAAAUAGAUUUGUUCGGAUGCGAGCGCACCACCAAGUCAUGUAUAGGAACAGUGUACAACAAUCGACCCUUCUACUACUAUUUGGGGAAGCACACGCCGCCCUGUUGUCUGGAUAAGCUGAAGACCACAUUCAAUCACGUGCUCGAGGAAUUUGAGAACGUUGGCAUACGCUACUGGCUAGACAAUUACUCCCUGAAGAGCGCCAUUGAGACGAAUCAGCUAUCCCCAGAUGCCUAUGACAUCGACAUUAGCUUCAAUGUGCAGGAUCUGGAACGAUCGAAUGCAAUGAAGAAAUCGCAGAGCAAACCCUUUGUGGACAAUGAGGGUUUCUAUUGGAUCAAAGCCACCGAUGGACACUACUUUCGGGUCCAGUUCUCCAAGCUCAACCAGGUGGGCGUCAAUCUACUUCCGUACGAGAUCACGGGCAACGAAGUACGAGCUAAUGGCUUCUUUGGCUGGAAGGCAAGCAGCUUUUCAGCCGACUACCUGCAUCCCAUGUCGACAGUUUUGUUUCUUGGGAAGAGCGUUAUGUGCCCAAAUAAUGUGCUUGAGUAUCUUGAGUCCAAAGAUAUUAAAGUCAAAUCCGAAGAUAUGGCCAUAGAGGAUGAAUAAGUAACCGUAACCGUAAUUAGUUUCACAUUUUUGUUGAAUAUUUAGCAUACAUCUACCAUUAGAAACUUUAUAUUUCUAAAAGUCUGAACUAUUUGUUGAUUUAUUUAUAAUGAAAAGAAUUCGUUCCUUCAUUUGUUUGCCAGUCUAAGUUAAUAGCUGAUUUGUAUAGAUCUAUUUCUA
Scaptodrosophila lebanonensis is the source of this 2131-nucleotide messenger RNA. Its product is annotated as fukutin-related protein. Gene Ontology annotation, biological process: protein O-linked glycosylation via mannose. NCBI's taxonomy places the organism in Eukaryota, Metazoa, Arthropoda, Insecta, Diptera, Drosophilidae. Gene Ontology annotation, cellular component: Golgi apparatus. The transcript has 3 exons. The coding region runs from base 221 to 1951 and encodes 576 amino acids. The record is from RefSeq and is a predicted model, not a curated record.